Molecule: messenger RNA, 2724 nt
Organism: Cryptococcus wingfieldii CBS 7118
Lineage: Eukaryota; Fungi; Basidiomycota; Tremellomycetes; Tremellales; Cryptococcaceae
Exons: 1
Coding region: 1-2724 (907 amino acids)
Biological process (GO): retrograde vesicle-mediated transport, Golgi to endoplasmic reticulum; Golgi organization; intracellular protein transport
Cellular component (GO): COG complex
Source: RefSeq, a predicted model, not a curated record
AUGUCGUCGCCAACCCCACAUGGAGAGUCAUCUCAGCCGAACGCUACGUCGACGUCAUCCCUUGAGUCUUUGGCUACCAGGCUCGAUGCGUCCGUCUCCCCCACCUCAUUCCUCAAUGACCUCUUUGCGCCCCUCCUGCCUCCCCCGCUCCCCUCAUCCCAGCGACCCGCCCCGCCAGCUCUUCCUCCUGUCGACCAGUCGCUGCAAGACCUCCUGACAAGACUGUCUAUGCUCAGCCAGGAUACGGCGGGAGAAAUCGAGACUGUCAUGGGCGAUGUGGGCAGGACUGUGCCGAGGCUGGGCUACGACCUCCAGUUCAUGCGGGAAAGCGCUAGUGGCCUCGCUGUUGGCCUUGGUAUGGUGCAAGAGCGUGUAGCAAGGCAAGCGGACUGGGAGCCUGUGGAGAAGAAGGGCAAGAAGGAGGACGAAAGCGAGGCGGUCAAGACGUAUCGCGCCCUCGAGAAAUUGACACACCUCGACAAGCUCAAGGGUCGGCUCGAAUCCGCCCGAGAUACCCUCCGAGAGGCUGAAUCUUGGUCGACUCUUGAGUCUGAAAUCACCACCCUCAUUGGCGAGAAGGAGUAUGCCAAGGCGGGUCAGAGGCUGGCAGAGGCCAAUCGGUCGAUGGUCGUCUUUAAGAAUGUGCCGGCCGAGUGGGAGGAACGCAAACGGCUGUUGGUAUCCCUUGGAGAUGAGCUUGAGCGUGCUGCUGGGGAAGCUCUCCGCGAGGCUCUACGGAAGGGCGAUGAAGGGCUCGAGCAAGUACGGGGCUUCUGGGAGGUGUUUGAGGACAUGGACAGAGACGACGAGUUCAGGAAGUGGUACUUUAACGAGAAGGGUCGUGGAGUGUUGGAUUUGUGGAAAGGUGCUGUCCUCGAAGAAGGCGCUGUCGAAGCCUCUCGAUUCACCACCUUCCUGCCCCAAUUCUACUCCCUCCUGCUACAAACCCUCACCUCCGAACUAUCCUCCAUUCCCCUCGUCUUUCCUCUCGACCAAGCGCCCUCCACCCUCACCGCCUUUUUCCAAUCCACCCUCGACGCCUUGCAUCCACCUUUCUCGAAUAGGCUCUCGUCUGUGGCCGACCAUCAUGGCGAUGCGGCUCUGGGAGAGCUGGUCAAAAGCUGGGAGGCGACCGUGGAGCUCGGAAAGGGAGUACAAGGGCUGGUGGACAAGAUCGUUUUCAAUACCCAAGGCGGGCUUCUCAGCGGAGGUCUUGAAACAGACUCGCCCAGUCCGCUGGCUACCACGUCGCCCAAUGCGCUUGUCUCUCCCAAUAAUCAUCGACGUUCACCUUCACACGCUAUCGGCAUGACGCGUACCAACUCUCAUACGAAACGACAUCACUCCAUCUCUCGCCGGUUCUCCCGUGCGCCGACUGCUUCGUUCGACACUUCCUCCCCGGGGACAGUGGACGAUGCGUGGGAGACGACGCUCUACGAGCCGUUCUUGGACUGGCAGUCGUCGUAUCCGAGCUUGGAAGCGAGGUACUUGUCGGUAGAGCUUGAGACGAUGGCGAGUGUUUGGGCGAGGGAAGGACGGAGGGAUGGGAAGAGUGUAGUUGGGGAGAUGGUCAAGCGCGGUGAGGGUGUAUGGGAGAAGGCGAGGGAAGCAGGCGAGCGAUGCUCUGCGUUCACCCUCGGUUAUGGUGCCAGGGGGCUUGUCGAAGCUGUCGACAUGUCGCUGAAAAAGGUGUACGACGACCAACGACGUUAUCUCCUCGACCUCGCCAAAUCUCAAGCCGCAGCCCACAGCAAAGACAAGGGCGACGAGCUCGAUUUUGAAGGGGGUCUCGAAGACUGGGCGAGCUUCCAGACGGGUUUGCAUGUGCUGGAAGCCUGUAAGAGGCUGGCGGAAAAGCUGGCACAUGUUGAGGAAGAGUUGGGGAGGACAAUCAGCGAGUAUGGGAGCAAUCUGGGGGCGAAAAGGGAAUCAUGGGGAGCGGAGAAGGUGACUUGGGGUGCGGUAUCGCUGUUGCAGCAAUCGACGCUAAACACGGCCGAGCUUCAUACACUGGUCUCUUCCCCUACCUCGCCGCUGUUCCCACAAAGUCGGGCAUCUCUCAUCACGACCAUCCAGUCCUGUCAAGAAAAUCUCCAAAGCACCAUCCUAUCACCUCUCCUCUCCCAACUAUCAACCUAUCCUACCCUCUCCGUCUGGCAAAAAGAGCCCGCGAAAUCCAAGUCUGGGUUCGACCUUCCAGAAUUCAGUCUUUCGCCGACGGGUGUCAUCUCGAGAGUGUCGGAGGGCUUGUUGGAUCUGCUUAGGGUGUUUGAGGUGUAUGGGAAGGAAGAAGGGGUGGGAUGGAGUUUGGGGACGUUGCCUUUUACUCCGCCGGGCUCGCAUCCUUCUGGUUUGGGAGAAGCGCCCACACUUGAGAUCAUUCAGACGACAUGGCUUUCUUCACUCUCCCUUUCCCUCCUAUCCCACUUCACGUCCACCAUCUUGCCCGGCAUAUCUACUCUAUCAACACCGGGACAAGCGCAACUGAAGGAAGAUCUGGGUUAUCUGGAGAAUGCGGUCCGCGCCCUCGAUGUGGAGUGGGAAGAGCUGGGCAUAUGGGAGAAGGGUGUAGGGUUGGACGAAGCGGGGUGGAGAGGUGCAAUGAAGGAGGUGAGGGAUGGGAAGGAGAAGGAGAAGGAGAAGGAGAAAGAGAGGAGGGAGGCGGGCAAGGCGGAGGAGAUUUUGAGGAGGAUUGGGAGGAUGAGGGGUUGGAGGCUGGUUUGA